GUGAGGGUUGGGCAAAGAACACAGAAAUGUUUUUGACAACGGACACCUUUCGACAGCAAGCAUGGACAAUAACUAAAUAAACUUAUUUAAAAGGUGUUUUUAAAAUGGCAGAUCCAGUGUUUGACCAAAUGACAAGGCUGAGAUUGAAAAUGCUGGAAAAGAGACUGGAGAAUGAGAGAAAUGACAACACUGAACGAGAGGGUUCAGCACUUUCCACAAGAAGUUAUGAUGGUCAGGCAGAUGCAUUACACAGCGCUCUGAGACGGAAGAGAAACCUCCUACAGAGACUGAGGGAACAGCAUAUGAUGGAGGAUCUGGGAAGGCCACACACAUGGGGUGGAUCUCAUAGGCAAUAUCAUUAUGAACCUCUUCUUGGGCCACUCCAGCCUGUGCCUCCCAUCCAUGUCUACCAAAGUGCACCACCUGCUCCUCUUCCUCCUCCUGUCCCUCAACCCCCUCAAAUCAUUCAACACACCGUUCCUCAGCAGCCAGCCACCAUUAUCCAGCAGUUACCACAGCAACAGCCUCUCAUAGCACAAAUCCCACCCCCACAAACCUUUCCCUACAGAUCUGGAAGUAUUAAAGAAGAUAUGGUGGAGUUGAUGCUCAUGCAGAAUGCUCAGAUGCAUCAGAUCAUCAUGCACAAUAUGAUGCUGAAGGCUCUUCCACCAAUGGCUGUGUCCCCAGGAGGAAAUCCCAAUCAUAUCACUCCUCACACAGCCUCACAUUCAGGGCAGGAACUUUAUUCAACAGUGAGAGGAGGGGCUGUUCAUCAUCACCAUCACUACGGCUCCCAUGGACCACCUCUCCCUCCAAUUGGCUACUCUGUUUGGCCCUCUACAAUGUCAGCAGGACAAGGCGGGACUUAUCAGCCAGCAGUGCAGCAUGUGAUUGGUCCUGUAACUCUGCCUCCCUUAAACACAAUGGGAAUUGAUGCAAACUCCAGAACUCCACUUGGACUCUGAGGUAAACAUAAACCAAAUUGCCAAGUGCAGACGGAUCCUGCUUCAUCUUCAAAAACAGAUUACACAUUGACAUAAAUGUUUUUAGAUUUAAUUUAAAGUUUUCAAUAUGGCAGGCAUUUUAUUGUGUUUUUAAUUUCGUUAUAGCCUAAUAAUUUAAGGAUUUAUUAAAUGUUAUUACAGUGAUAUUUUAAAAGAGCUUCAAUUGUGUUACUCGGUUUAAUAAAAAUGUUAAAGUCA
This is a messenger RNA of Megalobrama amblycephala (Wuchang bream), 1202 nucleotides long. RefSeq lists its product as uncharacterized. The transcript is spliced from 9 exons. NCBI's taxonomy places the organism in Eukaryota, Metazoa, Chordata, Actinopteri, Cypriniformes, Xenocyprididae. The record is from RefSeq and is a predicted model, not a curated record. Bases 105 to 965 code for a protein of 286 amino acids.